Octopus sinensis (East Asian common octopus) is the source of this 2969-nucleotide messenger RNA. Its product is annotated as chitinase-like protein 3. NCBI's taxonomy places the organism in Eukaryota, Metazoa, Mollusca, Cephalopoda, Octopoda, Octopodidae. Gene Ontology annotation, biological process: carbohydrate metabolic process; chitin catabolic process. Gene Ontology annotation, cellular component: extracellular region. The record is from RefSeq and is a predicted model, not a curated record. The transcript is spliced from 11 exons. Gene Ontology annotation, molecular function: chitinase activity; chitin binding. Bases 1212 to 2657 code for a protein of 481 amino acids.
AAUUCGUGCUCUGGCUGUUAUAACACUGACCCAAGUCGGACAUUGCUAAAAACGAACGAUGAAAAUCUCAUCCUGUCUUCGGUUGGAACAAUCGGUUCGCGAUACAACCAGUUAUCGCUAAACUACGACCUAGAUACCUAGGAGAUCUCGUCAACGCCUCAGCCUGGUAUUCACUGCUCAUUUUCUGUCAUCUUCACCGGAUAUAUAUAUAUCUGACAAAGAAUUUCGUAAGUCUGACGGACAGAAUCUUCCUUAAAAAGAAAAUUAAACACAAACAAAUGAUACAUUGAGAGCUUUAUGAUUCACUUUAUCUAACCAACACCUCUACCUCAGAUGUUGAAUAUCUGUCUUUAACUUGGAUAUACAUAACAACACGAUUGUCGUUUCCUCGGACUCUUUUCCAUUGUUCUUACCAAAUGUUUAUCUUAAGCUCUGGAGUGCAGAACGUUUACUAACAGCUCUUCUUUAAGAUAUGAAAAAGGUGAGAAUUUUAUAAGUUUCAAAAUGUUCUUUUAGGACAUACCUCAUAAAUGACCAUCCAUCAGGAUAAUAUAUACAACGAGAGUAUUUUCUUACUCUUUCACUGUGUUACUUUAUGACACAGGUCUAGAAAAAUCAUUUAAGGAACUCCACCAGACUAUAUAUACAUAUAUUCACAAGAACUGUAUUUAUCCCAAAGAAUUUAUCUAAUUUUGUAUUUCAGAGAUGUCCAUCUAUCGUCUGCAAAUUAAUGCCGAAUUGCUAUCUCACCUCUUCUAUUUGGAUAUGUACACAACUCUAAUUUCAUAAGAAUUUUUCUUUGCCAUUUUCAUUUAUUUUUUUUAAUUAUGGUAAUUAAAUUGAUGAAGUACAUAAUUAUUUUUUAAUAAACUAAAUGUUGAGAAGCUAUCUCCACCAACUCUUUCCAGUUGGGUAUCUAAAACAUCAAGAAUUCCAAAUGUUUGUAGAUUCCUCCGAAAUAUUUUACACGUCCAUGAUCAAAUAACGUUUCCAGCGGAAUACAUUCACAGGAAAAAGGAAUUCAUUGCAAAAGAAAGAAAUAUUUAAAGUAAGGAGAAAAAAAAAGAAUAUAAAAAGAAGAAAAGACUUUAAAAAGGAAAGAAAGUAACACAAGGAAGGCCAAGAUAAAGAAGUGGGGGGAAAGCUUGACAGUAUAAGAAAGCGAUUUGAAAUAUUCAGGACUCAUUUCUGUCUCACAAAACUCAUCAGCCAUGUUGCAGUACGCCUUAUUUCUCGUGAUGCUCCAGUUUGUAUUUAACGUUGAAGUAGAAGCCAGUGGAAAGAGCAUCUUUUGUUAUUACAGUAGCUCGGCCAAUGCCCGUCCUGGGGUCGGGAAAUUUUGGCCUGAAUACAUUGAUCCAUUCCUUUGCUCUCAUCUUAUAUUUGCCUUUGUUGACAUCACUAAGGAUGGGAAGGAUCUGAAACCCAAUAACUGGAAUGAUCUAGGCCCCGAUGGCUUGUAUAAAAGAACGAUGGCGUUGAAAACUGUCAACCCGAAGCUAAAGAUAUUGAUGGCAGUAGGAGGUUGGAAAAUUGGUUCCAAACCAUUUUUGCCAGUGGUUAAGAACAAAGAAAAUAUUCGAAUUUGGGUGAAAAACGUUAUUACAUAUCUUCGGAAAUACAAGUUCGAUGGUUUGGAUAUGGAUUGGGAAUUUCCAGGAACCAGAGGCAGUAAAGCGUCGGAUAAACCCUUAUACACUUUCCUCAUGAAGGAACUCUACGAGUCAUUCGAAGAGGAAGCUGACAAAACAGGGAACUCCAAACUUUUGUUGACAAUGGCAACAGCAUCCAGUAGUUUCUAUAUUUCAAAAGCUUACGAACCUAAGGAGAUUAUCAAGUACAUGGAUUACAUGCUGCUUAUGACUUACAACUAUCAUGGUUCCGGUUGGGAGAAGAAAACAGGUCAUCACAGCCCCCUUUGGUCACACCCGGACGAUAGCUCGGGAGAACAGAAAGAACUUCACCAGCAAUGGUCAAUUGACUAUUGGUUAUCUCAGGGCAUCCCUAAGGAAAAACUCAUUGUCGGACUUCCAACUUAUGGGCUGACUUUCAAAUUAAAAGAUCCAGAUUUGACAGGCGUUCAUGCACCAGCAGAUGGGGGCGCUGAAAAGGGCAAGUACACCGGAGAACAGGGAAUCCUAUCGUUUUAUGAGAUCUGUGAGAAAAUUCAGCUGGAGGACUGGACAGUGGAAUGGAUUGACAGCCAGAAGGUACCAUUUGCUCAUGGCAAUGGAGAAUGGGUUGGCUUUGAGAAUCCAGACAGUAUUGCUCUAAAGGCAGACAAUAUUGUUAAAAGAGACUUGGCUGGAGCGUUCUUGUGGUCAGUGGAGAUGGAUGACUUCAGUGGUCAUUGUGGAGAGGAAAAAUAUCCACUGAUAUCUGCAGUAUAUAAGAUACUGUCAGUGGCUUCCGAUUAUGAUGAUGGUCCAUCUUCCAGAGCUGGCGGUAAGCCACCAAUAUCUGUAAAAGAGAAAAUCCAGUUUGAAUGUAAAGCACUGGGACUGUUUGCAGCCCCCAAAUCAUGUGAACAUUUCUACAUCUGUGUUCCAGCUGAUAACUAUGAUUUCAGACCAAUAUUGAUGAAUUGCCCCGCUGGAACACGAUUCGAUUCUGACCUUAAAAUUUGUAACCACGCUUACCUGAUUGAUUGUGACUAAUCGAUGGAGUCCUAGUUUUUAUUUUUGAAAUUUUGUUGUUUUUUUUUGUACUUGUUUUCUGUUCGUUUGUGUCUUUUUUUUUUUUAACUUUCUUGGAUUAAGAAGGCAGCGUGUUAGGUUGGAAGAAAUAAGGAAAUUUUCAUAAGAACAAAGAGUAGAAAUGAUGGAAUUUUUUUUCUUGAAGUACUACUACUUUGUAACAAAAAUCUGAAAUUUACCUCGACAUUCCCAUAUACAUACAUACAUUCCCAUAUACAAACAUACAUAUAUAUAUAUAUAUAUAUAUAUAUGUGUUGGUGUGUGUGUGUGUGU